GGUUUACUGAAAAAAGAGGCUUUGAAUUUUCACUUUAAGGAGUGGCUUAAAGCAUUUAAGUUCACUUGAAGUUAACCAGUUGAUCGGUGAGAAGAGUCUGCAAUAAUUAACUGCUUGGUUGUGGCUGUUACUGAGAAUAUCUGGACUGAGUCCAGCUUCAUCCUUUUGAAUCUGGAAGCCAAGUUCAAUGAUUAUUUUUAGCUAGAAGGAGAAACAAUAGUUUAUCUGUGAUGAAAAUGGAUCAUCUUAAACUAUUGGCUGUUCUUUUGUUAACAUGGAUGCCCAUCUGUGAAUCUCAGAACAAUGCCACUGAAAUGUUUGCAGACGUGGUGUUCCUAGUUGAUGGUUCCAAAGGCAUGGGAGACAAAAUGUUUCGGCAGGUGAAAACUUUCCUUAACAAAGUCGUGCAGCAACUAGAUGUCCAAGCAAAUAAGUACAGAAUUGGAGUAUCACAGUUCAGUGAUGAUGCCCAAGCAGAGGUCCUUCUGAACACUUUUAAAGGAAAGAAUCAAGUGCUGAACCACAUCAAAAAGAAUCUUGUGUACAAAGCUGAGAGAGAGGGAGAGCUGAAAACUGGGGUUGCUAUCAAACACGCUUACGACGUCCACUUCAAAGAGUCUUCUGGAAGUCGGCGAGCGGAAGGCAUCCCUCAGUUUUUAGUCAUCAUUACCUCUGGAAGUUCGAAGUAUGAUCAAUUUCAACAAGCUGUCACCUUGGUAAAAAAGCAUGGUGUGAAAAUUGUUCCUAUUGGAGUCCAGAACACCAACAUGAAGGAGUGGGAAGAUAUGGGCAUAAAGUAUUUCAAUUUAUCUGCAGACAACCUGAUUCCUUUAUCUCAAAACAUACACAACAUGAUCAAAACUGAGACAGAAAAUCCGUUUAAGAGAGUAGGCCCACCACCAGCGGUAUGUCAAAAUGCUUCUGUGGCAGACAUUGUCUUUUUAGUCCAACAUUCUAGCAACAUUGGCAUGCCAAACUUUCACCAAAUUCAAGUUUUCCUCUACAAGAUUGUCUGCUCCUUGAAUGUUACCAAUAAUACAGUGAGAGUUGGCUUGGUAAUGUACAGUAACACAUCGAAAGUGGAGUUUUACCUUACCACAUAUACAGAUAAGACUGAAGUUUUGCAGCAUAUAAAGGAAUUACCAUAUGUGGGUAGAACAGGGGACCCCAAUACUGGUGCUGCCAUUGAUUAUGUGAGACAAGAAGUUUUUGCAGGUAAUAGGAGCAAGGGUAGAGGUGUUCAACAAAUUGCAGUUCUCAUUACGGACAAGGAUUCCAGCGACAAUGUUAGCCAGGCUGCGACUGACCUUCGGCGUGCUGGGGUAAAAGUCUUCAUUGUGAGGAUACAAGACACCAAUACAACAGAGCUGAGGAAGAUUGCAUCAGAUCCCCCACAAACAUUUAUCUCAACCGUGGACACAUUCUUACAGUUAUCAACUCUCGAGGAAAUAAUACAAACCAGGAUUUGUGCUGAGAUUUACAAGCAAGCAUUUAUAACAGCAGAAGACACACGCUCACUCAAAGAAGGCUGUGCUGAAACAGAAGAAGCUGAUAUCUACUUUCUGAUGGAUGGCUCAGAAAGCAUCAAACCACAGGACUUUUUAGACAUUAAAAAAUUCCUUAUAGGAAUGGUUGGAAUGUUCAACAUUGGGCCUGACAAUGUGCGGAUUGGAGCAGUACAAUAUUCUACCAGUCCAAUACUAGAAUUAAAUAUUACUCAUCACAGCAGUAAAAUAGCCAUACAACAGGCUAUCCAGAAUAUCAGACAGGUAAGAGAAGGAACACGCACCGGUGAAGCUCUGCGCUUCAUGCUGAAAUGCUUUCAAUCUGCUGUAACAACUCGGCCAACUACGGUACCCCGGUACCUGGUAAUGCUAACCGAUGGAGAGUCACAAGAUGAGGUUAGACAGGCAGCUGAAACCCUAUGGAAAGAAGGAGUUCUAACUUAUGCCAUUGGUGUAAGGGAUGCCAACAAAACACAGCUCCAAGAAAUCUCAGGGUCUGAGGGCAGGUUUUUCUACGUCUACAACUUUGACUCCCUGAAAGAUAUAAAGAAUAAUGUUGUCCGGGAAAUCUGUUCACAAGAAGCUUGCAAGAAAGUUGAAGCAGAUAUUAUUUUUUUAAUCGAUAGUUCAGGCAGCAUCGUAGAAGAAGACUUUAAAAAAAUGAAACGUUUUGUGGAGAAUAUUGUAAAAAAAACGGACAUUGGGGUAGAUAAAGUCCGAAUUGGAGCAAUACAGUUCAGUGACAUACAAAAGGAAGAGUUUACACUGAACACAUUUUCUCUAAAAACGGAAUUGCUGGAGGCCAUCAGGAACAUGUCACAGCUUUAUGGUGGGACUCUAACUGGAGAAGCUCUUAGUUUCACGUCUAAAUAUUUUGAAAAAAAAAAAGGAGGACGGUCUGAUGUUGAUCAGUUCCUCAUUGUAAUUACUGAUGGAGAGGCUCAAGAUGAAGUUGCAGCUCCUGCUAAAGCCAUACGAAACAAAGGAAUUACAGUGUUGUCCAUCGGAGUAUUUGGCGCCAGUGACACAAAACUGGUGGAAAUAAGUGGCUCGUCAAACACAGUUUUUUUUAUUGAGAGCUAUGAUGCUUUAAGUAGUAUAUUGAAUAAGGUGGUUUUUGGUAUCUGCAACCCUCAAAAAGAAUGCCAAAGGAUAGAGGUUGCUGAUAUUAUGUUUGUUGUAGAUUCAUCUGGUAGUAUUAAUGAGGAUAAUUUUAAGAGUAUGAAGGAGUUCAUAAUUGCUUUGGUAAAUCACUCUGAAAUUGGCAAAGAUAAGGUUCGGAUUGGGGCAAUCCAGUAUAGUGAUAAGCCAUUGAAAGUGUUUGACCUAAAUGAACACUUUAACAAGCUAAAACUCCAUCAGGCAAUCAACGCAAUGAAGCUCAUUAAAAGUACCACUGCAACAGCAGAAGCGCUGAAUUUUUCUAAAGAACAUUUGGGAGAAUUGUAUGGUGGACGCAAAGAAAAGGGAGUCCCACAGAUUCUUAUAACAAUUACUGAUGGAGUAUCAGAUGAUAAAGACAGUUUAAAUGAAACUGCCAAUUACAUCAGAAAUGCAGGCAUUGCAACAUACGCUGUUGGAAUAAAGGAUGCAAAAGAAAAUGAGCUUCUGACAAUUGGAGGAACAAAAGAGAGAUAUUUCUACGUAGAUGACUUCGAAAAAUUGAAAGACUUGCAAAAUAAGUUUUCGAAGAUGAUCUGUGCCAAUACCACCACAUAUUGUGAAAUUCAGAAAGCAGACAUAGUCUUCUUAAUUGAUGGCUCAACCAGUAUAUCGUCAGAGGACUUCAAAACCAUGAAGAAAUUCUUAACGGCGAUGGUGAUCAACUUUGAUAUUAGACCAAAUAGAGUGCAGAUAGGUGUGGCUCAGUAUAGCGAUUCGUAUGAGAAACUUUUCUACCUUCGUUCAUUCAGUGACAUAAGCACAUUUCAGAACCAAAUUGAAAACAUCAGUCAGCUCUUAGGCGACACGCAUAUAGCAAAUGCCCUCAAGAAUGUAAAAGAUUUCUUUACUAGAUCUGCUGGAAGCCGAAAAAGUGAAGGUGUCGAGCAGAUUUUAGUUGUGAUCACAGAUGGAGUUGCACAGGACAAAGAUUAUGUGUUCCAAGCUGCUGAAGAUCUACGACAAGAUAGCAUCACCAUAUAUGCACUGGGAAUUGGAAACAUUAAUGUUUAUCAGUUGAUUGAGAUUGCUGGUACUCCAGAAAGAAAAUUCAUGGUAAACAACUUCAAUGAACUCGAAACAUUUAAAACAAGAUUUGUCCGGAACAUAUGUGAAGGCUUUAAAGAUGCAAAAUGUGCCAUAGACAUUGCAGUGGGCUUUGACAUUACAAGCCAAAAACCAGGACAAAAAAUAUUCUAUGACCAGCACAAACUGCAAGUAUUCCUGCCUGAAAUUUUAAAAGAAAUUACAUCUCUUCAGACUAUCAGCUGUGCUUCUGGUUCCCAGAUACAGAUCAGCUUCAGCUUCACCAAUUCAGAACCUCUCUACGAAACUCAGUUUAAAACGUUUAGCCCAGACAUUGUAACUGAGAUCUCACAAUGGGUUGUUAAGCCAUCAUACCUAAAUAAAGCAUUUCUGGAGUCGCUGUGGAAGAAGUUUGAAAAGUCUGAAAACAAAACAAAGGUAUUACUGAUUUUUACUGAUGGAUUAGAUGAUGCUGUGGAGGAACUCAAGGAUGUGUCAGAAAAGCUUCGAAUGGAAGGAUUGAAUGCCCUUAUCACAGUUGCUUUAGAAGGAACAUCAGCUAUUGAUAAUAUUCAGCACAUUGAGUUCGGAAGAGGAUUUAGAUACAAACCACAGUUGACCAUUGGAAACCGAGAUUUAUCCAGAACUUUAAAUAAACUAAUUGACCAAGUUGCUGAAAAGUCAUGCUGUGAUAUAUGCUGUAAAUGCUUAGGAGAUGAAGGUCCCAUUGGCAAAUAUGGACCAAAAGGACAAAAGGGAAGCAAAGGCUCUGUUGGACGCCAUGGACAUCCAGGUGAAGAAGGAACUCCUGGUGGCAGAGGCCCUCCUGGUCUAAAUGGAACUCAAGGAUUGUCAGGUUGUGUAGGCUUCAGAGGUUUAAAGGGAGUAAGGGGUAUUCCAGGACAAAAGGGAGAAGAAGGGGAGCAGGCACUAGAUGGGAUUCAGGGACAGGAUGGUGAUGGUGGGUUGCCUGGUCAAAAGGGAGAAAAAGGAAACCCUGGAAAACCGGGCAUUCCAGGUCCAAACGGACCUUUAGGAGAACGAGGAGAUCCUGGUUUGCGAGGAGACCCAGGAGUGCCUGGGGCUAAUAAUAACAUCCGUGGCCCAACUGGGGAGAAAGGAAAGCGAGGCCUCCAGGGUGAUCCAGGCAUUGACGGAGAACCUGGCUUAAAAGGCGAUCCUGGAAAAGGAGGCCUUAUUGGUCGAAGGGGACCAUUGGGAAGUAAGAGUGCUAAAGGACAGACUGGUUUGCCAGGUUCUCAGGGGGACAGAGGAAGAAGGGGCCAGCAGGGUGAGAAAGGAGUUGAAGGAGAAAAGGGGCCAAUUGGACCACCAGGAUUCAAAGGACCCCAGGGAACCGCUGGAGCUGAAGGCCCAAAGGGAAACCGUGGCAGUGCUGGAGCGAAAGGGUUAAAAGGCGAGGCUGGUGAUCCUGGUGGCAAAGGUCAAGUUGGCAUGCUUGGUCCUCGAGGAGUACAGGGGGAAGAUGGAAGUGAUGGAUAUGGACCUAAAGGAAAAAAAGGACAAAAAGGAGAUUUAGGAUUCCCAGGAUAUCCAGGACCACAGGGUAGUCAUGGUGACCCAGGUAAUCCAGGAGUAGGUGGUCCAAAGGGAAUUCGAGGACGAAGAGGUGAAAGCGGUCGUCAGGGUGAUCCAGGUAGUCCAGGAGCCCCAGGAUAUCCGGGUCGCAAGGGGCCUAAAGGACCAAAAGGAACAAUGGCAAUGACAGAAUGUGAACUAAUCACUAACAUUCGCAAGAAUUGCCCCUGUUCACAAGGAGCACGUGAAUGUCCAGUGUAUCCAACAGAGCUGGUGUUUGCUUUGGACAUGUCUGCUGAAGUAGACACCCAAUCGUUUACCAGAAUGAAGGAAAUGGUUCUCAGUAUUCUAGGAGAUUUGUCAUUCAGCGAAAGCAACUGUCCGACUGGAACACGUGUGUCACUUGUGUCCUACAGCUACACCACCAAAUAUGUAAUCCGGUUCAAUGACCAUCACAAUAAGAAGCAGCUUUUGAAGAGUGUUAAGGAAAUUCCUCUAGAAAGGACCACAGAUAGACGAAAUAUUGGUGCUGCAAUGAAGUUUGUGGCAAGAAAUAGUUUCAAACGAAUUCGUAAGGGCGCCCUGGUGAGGAAAGUGGCCAUCAUUUUUGCUGAUGGACCAUCCCAGGAUGCUGUUUCCAUCAGUACAGCUGCACUGGAGUUCAGUGCCGUAGACAUCACACCCGUGGUCAUUGCUUUCCAGGACCUUCCAAAUAUAAAGCGUGCAUUUGCGAUUGAUGACACUGGAAGGUUUCAAUUCAUCAAUAUCUCAACUGAAGAGGAUCCCAAAAAUAUGUUGGAGAACCUUAAACUGUGUGUACUUUGUUAUGAUACUUGCAAUCCAAACCCAUCUUGUCACAAAAUAAAGACCCGGCCUUCUCCUGUACAGAUGGACAUGGAUGUGGCCUUUCUUCUUGACAGCUCACGCACCAUGAGCAGCGAUGACUUUGAAAGGUCCAAGGAGUUUCUUCACUCAGUAUUGGAUCAGUUUGUAAUUACCAACAAGCCGAGAACCUCGGAUCCUGGGGCUCGGGUGGCUCUUGUCCAGCAUGCUUCCUCAGGUUAUACCCAGAGAGAAGAACAAAACCCUGUCAAUCUGGAGUUUGAUUUUGUUACCUACAGCAGUAAGAAACAAAUGAAGAGACACAUCAAGGAAUCCUUGUACCAACUACAAAGCGAUUCUGGAGUUGGACAUGCUGUGGAGUGGACCAUUAACAAUUUGUUUUCAAAGUUGUCAAAAGCCAGGAGCACUAAAGUUAUAUUUACCAUACUUGGAGGAGACACUAGUUUUUGGGACAAGAGGAAGCUGGCUGAAAUAGCACUGAACGCUAAGUGUCAAGGAUUUACUAUUUUUACAUUGACCUUUGGUGGUCCUAUCAAUGACACUGAGUUGGAACAGCUUGCAAGUUUUCCUUUUAGUCACCACUCAUGUCAGCUUGGAAAAGUUCUUGACCUGGAUAUGGAUUAUGCACUGAAGUUUACGCAUGCUUUCUUCAGCCUGGUGGCAAAAAAAAUCAACAAUUACCCUCCUAAAAUCCUUCAGAGGAAGUGCGAAAGUUUGAAUUUGCAGCAAAAGCAACAAGGUGAUGAAGUGCCCAUGUCCACACCAGAAAGUACACUUUCUGCUGAAUAUAAGGAUUGGGAAACAAAGAAUGUUGAAGUGAUGACUACAAUGAAUUUCAAAGAAAAUGAAGAAACAGAAUUGACAAACCUGUCUAUAAAAUUUCAAUGUUUUCUGAAAAGGGAUCUUGGUAACCUUUGCAGAGGAUUACAGAAGAUAAGGUGGUUUUACAAUAAAAACACUCGUGUGUGUGCCCCAUUCUUGUAUGGAGGCUGUGCUGGUAAUGAAAACCGGUUCAAUACUAAACAUGAGUGUCUUCAGGAAUGUGCUUCCAAAGAAUUGCCACAAAAAACUUGAGUGGUUGAAGAUAUUGGUACCAAGACAAACCUACAAUGAUUACUGUUUACACAAGACUAUUACCUUCUUAUUUUUUUAAGCAUGUAUAAACAAAUAUUCUUUAUUUAGGUGUCUACACUACAUAGUUAACAAGACUAUAUAUUUUUGGAUGAAAGUUAGCCAUAUGGAACGAAAAUACAUUUUUAAUGUAUUUUUCUAUAGCCUACCAAAUCACUCAAUAAUAACUGCUUAUAUAGAUUAUUAAGACA
Molecule: messenger RNA, 7396 nt
Organism: Acipenser ruthenus (sterlet)
Lineage: Eukaryota; Metazoa; Chordata; Actinopteri; Acipenseriformes; Acipenseridae
Product: collagen alpha-6(VI) chain-like
Exons: 40
Coding region: 279-7148 (2289 amino acids)
Biological process (GO): extracellular matrix organization
Molecular function (GO): serine-type endopeptidase inhibitor activity; extracellular matrix structural constituent conferring tensile strength
Source: RefSeq, a predicted model, not a curated record